AGAGCAACAGCCAAAAUUAAGCAGCAAAAUGUAUUCAAAGGGAUCUUCCUGCUGAAAAAGUUGGAAACCACUAGACUAGAUUGCUAGGAUUGUAAUGUUGCUUUCGCAGUGGCAUCAGAGAGUUAACUCCCUGCUCUGUCCUCCUGCUGUCUACACCUUAUCUGAAAGCCAGGUCUGGAGGAGCUAUAUAUUGAAGACAAUGUCUGGAAGCUUCUACUUUGUAAUUGUUGGCCACCAUGAUCAUCCACUGUUUGAGAUGGAAUUUUUGCCAGCUGGGAAAGCAGAAUCCAAAGAUCAUCAUCAUUAUCUGAACCAGUUUCUAGCUCAUGCUGCUCUCGACCACAUAGAUGAGAAUAUGUGGCUGUCAGACAACAUGUACUUGAAAACCGUGGACAAGUUCAAUGAGUGGCUUGUUUCAGCAUUUGUUACUGCAGAGCAUAUGAGAUGUAUUAUGCUUCAUGAAACAAGGUGUGACGAUGGAAUAAAGAACUUCUUUACUGGGGUUUAUGAUUUAUACAGAAAGUUUGCAAUGAAUCCAUUUUAUGAAGCCAUUUCUCCUAUUCCAUCAAACGCAUUUGACAGAAAAGUUCAGUUUCUUGGGAAGAAACACCCUUUAAGUUGA
Leopardus geoffroyi (Geoffroy's cat) is the source of this 622-nucleotide messenger RNA. RefSeq names its product trafficking protein particle complex subunit 2-like. Gene Ontology annotation, biological process: endoplasmic reticulum to Golgi vesicle-mediated transport. The coding region runs from base 95 to 622 and encodes 175 amino acids. Lineage: Eukaryota; Metazoa; Chordata; Mammalia; Carnivora; Felidae. The record is from RefSeq and is a predicted model, not a curated record. The transcript is spliced from 3 exons. Gene Ontology annotation, cellular component: TRAPP complex; cytoplasm; nucleus.